AGGCAGACCAACACCGAGGCAUAUCUCGCACAGGCCGCACAACCGCCCCAUUCUUCCCAGCCAAGUUCAUGUACUGAACAUUAGUGGAGUCUGCAUAGCACAGCCUGCCAACGCGGUCACCGACAUUCACGCUGGUGAGGAAACAUUGAGGUUGCAAAGACGUGCGGGGCCACGACAGGUACACGCACACAGAGCAGACAGAAGGACGGAGCGCCUGAGCCCGCCCGAGUCUUUCUGUAGUCACUCAAUUUCGAUCACAACGGUCGGCGGCUCGCAGCAUUCGGUGAUGGCUCACAAGCGUGCUGCGUGCCAGGCCGAGUAGGAAUUCCGUUGGCUGCUUUUUUUGGCCCCCCUCAUCAGGCCCAAAUGCGAGAACGAGGCAAGGGGCGGCCGCACGUUCACGACCGCUUCGACCGCCCGCGACAACUCGGUGGACCUUCUGCUGCUCGCCUUCGCUUCGACUCGAGGCCACACAGCGAGGGACUGCGUGGAUGUGCGAGGCCCGACAUUCCUGGCCCUUUCCCGUCCGCGCUCUUUCCCACCCAUGAACAAGCGCCCUCCCCUCAGUAUCCUUCGCCCCUUUCCCCUGCAUCCUUUCAGCUUCCUUCAUCUCUCUCUUCCUCCUCCUAUUCUCCACCAUCAAAAGGUCCUGUUGAAAGGCUCACCCCCCUUUCGAGGGCUCGAAACGCCACCAUGACGUCGUCCAAAGCGCCAUCGUCCAAGGCGCCACCAGACAAGUCAAAAAAUCCCGCCUCGGGCAACACUACCGGCACACUGCCCAAGAACAAGCCCUUCAAUUCCGAACUUGUUUGCCAGAAAUGCGAGAAGAUCAAGCCACGGGAUGCGUACAAUCGAGACAAGAUCAGGAAGCUGGACUUCCUCUACAGGAAGCACGUCAAGCUCCACGGCGAGGCCACCGCCGAGUACGCCAUCACCUGCGGCGAGUGCGCUUGUAAGGAGCACGAGGAGCAAAUGAGGCAGAAGCGACAAUGCAGCAAAUGCGGCGUGACCAGGUCCUUAUACAAGUCUUUUCCACUCGCGGCGCGCAAGACCCUCAAUGACAAACCAGUAACCUGCAACUAUUGCAUAAAGACACGAGAAACCUUUGUCGAAUCCAGCGACGAUGACUCGGAGCUCGAUGUCUCCCACCUCAGGCUCGAAGACUCUGACAGCGAUGGCGACCCCGGCGUCGCUCGCGCGCCUCUUGCCGAAUCCACGCCCCCAAGUCACGGUGGUUCUUCUCCAUCCAGCUUUGGCACGCCCGAGUCCCGCUCGCCACCAGAGCACCAGCCUGAGGAGCUCGAUGAAGUCGAUCUCACUCGCCGCCUUGAGGGCCUCGAGCUUAGUGCACCAUCAAGCGAGGGUAAGCAGGACACCACGAUAGCCGAGAGGCAAGACAGCAACAAACGACAAUUGGCUCGUGUGCCCGUAACUGACAAAGCUUCAGGCGCUACUUCUAUCGACAAAUCGUCCGCGGCGAGCCGAUGGGCGAAAUUGUCAAGCUCAAGUGCAGAAACGAGUGCGGUUUCGUCGAAAGCUGCGAGCAAGUGGGCACCGCCACCUCAGAAGGCCGAUCAAUUUCCCGGCAAUCCCCUCGAAUACGCUAUCAACAAUCCUUUUACGCCACCACCAAGCCCCGAACAGAAGAGAAAGUCUCUGGUCGGCCUAUCGGGACCACGAAGAGGAAUGAACCGCCCGUCCAUCACGGUAACACGCACCGACGUGCCUUCUUUUCACCCUUGGCCUUCGACGACGACUGGUCUCGCUACAUCGCCUGCAAUCUACAAUCCUGUCCCUCAGCCCUUCCUAGGUCAUCAGUCACUGGGUUUGCAGCUUCAACGAAUGUCGAGGCAGCAAGCAAUGACAGAGACGGAUCUGCAAAGCGACCUUCUCGUCGCGCACUCGAUGUGCAAGGACCCCCAAGAGAGGGACAGGCUGCUCAGCCUCUUGGAGAGUAUUCAGUUGUCCAAGACACGAAACUCCAGUAGUGGCACGAUCAGCGUUGAUAUCGCAGAGGUCGACACCAUCAAGUCAAGUGUCGACACCGGCAUUCGUCACGACCUCAACCCGACCCCUUCUGAGCCCUCGUCCUUGGACAGCAAGUGGGCCACCCGCUCGUCUGAAGCCCUAGCACCAUCGUCGCCAUCGGGCCCGGCCAAGAAACCCAUAAAGAAGGAUUGGAAGACCAUGAUAAAUGAGCUCAUUGAUGGACACAUCGGUGUCCACGACGGCCCAGCCCCAAGUUUCGGCCAGAAACAAAGGAAGGCAUUGAGCCAAAAGGAUCAAAGCCCGACUCAGAGCUUGUCUGUCGGCGCUCGUUUACCUGCAGACCAGACUCAGGGCUUGUCUGUCGGCGCGCAAAAGGUCGCCGUGGUCCCUCCUGCCCCUGUCCUCUAUAGUGACUUCGACUGCCCACCACCCUCCCAUCCCCCUCGCCUCACCGGGACGAACAAAUUGGCCUCGGGCGACUCUGGCUGGGGCGCGCGGGCAGGUGCGUCGACUUCGGGAGCUGGCUCCCAGAUGGACAGGACAAAGUGCUCAGACGACUUCCCGCCUCCUCGCGCCCCUCGAGCCCACGCUCUGCCACCUCCGCCUGCAUCUGGCGCUAACCCGUUCGACAACCCUCCUCCGACGAAGCCUCCCAAGCUCACGGGCACCAACGCCGGAGUGACGAGCGGGAGUGGCUGGGGCGCUCGGGCAGCAAAGCCUCUCUAGACGUCUCUCUGACUUACAUACAUAAGCUCGCCCCAUUGAACCGUGUCAAAUCCUUCCUCACUGAUUCUCUAAAAAGAUUACCCUUGUGGCAGUCAUUGGUCUUUUUCCGGAGAAAUCCUCGCGUGACAGGCGUCUGCAGUCGUUGG
Molecule: messenger RNA, 2861 nt
Organism: Acaromyces ingoldii
Lineage: Eukaryota; Fungi; Basidiomycota; Exobasidiomycetes; Exobasidiales; Cryptobasidiaceae
Exons: 4
Coding region: 367-2715 (782 amino acids)
Source: RefSeq, a predicted model, not a curated record